AUGCAAGACAGAUUCAAUUUUUAAACUUAAACUGAGCAUUUGCAUGCCCGUUAUGUUGGUACAGGAAAUCCAGACACUCCAAAAUAUGUUUGGAAUAAUCAUAUUCACAGAGAUACAUUAGCCUCACAUAUAGGUCAUCAUAGUAGAAUGGUCUAUUUCUGUACAGCUGAAAAUGAACCAAUGUGCCGAUUGCGUUAUAAAUUUUUAACCAAAAUGAUUUAGCCCUGUGGGCCUCCCCCACCUGAUAUUGAGAAAGCAGAAUUUUGA
Messenger RNA from Paramecium tetraurelia, 267 nucleotides. RefSeq lists its product as uncharacterized. Lineage: Eukaryota; Ciliophora; Oligohymenophorea; Peniculida; Parameciidae. The record is from RefSeq and is a predicted model, not a curated record. The transcript has 2 exons. Gene Ontology annotation, biological process: mRNA splicing, via spliceosome. Gene Ontology annotation, cellular component: precatalytic spliceosome; U2 snRNP.